Molecule: messenger RNA, 5295 nt
Organism: Megalopta genalis
Lineage: Eukaryota; Metazoa; Arthropoda; Insecta; Hymenoptera; Halictidae
Source: RefSeq, a predicted model, not a curated record
AUUAGAUUCAGUAAAGUAAGUCGGUGAGUACGCGACAGACGAUCUGGUAUUGUGUUGGAUCGAGUCGAAUCACUAGAUCCUCGUUUUUGUUAUGUAAUUCGUCUCUCGUCUCCUCCCAAACGUAAAAAAGAUCGCUAAAUAGAUCCUACGCUUCCUCGGCUGUUUGCUGCAUCAUCCCGGAUAAAACAUAAAUCGUUUACAAUGUUCAGGAGCGAGACGAUGGCUCUCUGCCAGCUGUUCAUUCAGCCAGAGUCUGCCUAUCAAUCCGUCUCUGAACUUGGUGAAACCGGUACUGUGCAGUUUCGCGAUCUAAACGGCGAUGUCAAUUACUUUCAACGAAAAUUCGUCAGCGAAGUCCGUCGGUGUGACGAAAUGGAGCGGAAGCUUCGGUACAUCGAAUCGGAAGUCAGAAAGGAUGGUGUACCUAUCCAGGAUAACCUGCCUGAGUUACCACGUGCGCCGAACCCCAGAGCCAUCAUAGAUCUCGAGGCGAAUCUCGAGAAGAUGGGGAACGACAUUUUAGAGCUGAGCCAAAACGCGGUGAACCUGAAGAGUAACUAUCUCGAGUUGACGGAAUUACGGCACGUGCUCGAGAAGACCCAAGUCUUUUUCACGGAGGAAGAGGCCAAUGACUCGAUGAACAGGACGCUGAACGAGGACGUACAGAUUCAGAGCGUCACCGGCCAUGGACGUCUUGAAUUCGUUGCUGGGGUCAUAAUCCGGGAGCGUGUACCAGCCUUUGAAAGGAUGUUGUGGCGGAUAUCACGUGGAAACGUAUUCUUGCGUCAAGUUGGACUGGAUCAGGCGUUAGAAGACCCAGCCACCGGGAAUCAGAUGUUCAAAACUGCUUUCGUUGCUUUUUUCCAAGGAGAGCAGCUGAAAAGUCGAAUUAAGAAAGUCUGCAGUGGCUUCCACGCUUCUUUGUACCCAUGUCCGCAUACUCCUGCGGAGCGUAGUGAAAUGCUGACGGGCGUCCGCACCAGAUUAGAGGAUUUGAACAUGAUUCUAAAUGAAACACGAGACCACCGUCAACUUGUCCUACGCAAUGUAGCCAAAGAGCUACCAAACUGGACCAUCAUGGUUAGGAAAAUGAAAGCCAUUUACCACACGAUGAAUUUAUUCAACAUGGAUGUUUCGAAAAAGUGUCUUAUAGGAGAAUGCUGGGUACCGAUAUCCGAUCUGAACAUCGUCAGAAACUGUCUGAAUGAAGGAUCGCGUAUUUGCGGUAGCACCAUGCCGUCUUUCCUCAAUGUGAUCUACACGGACGAAAGUCCACCGACGUUUAACAGGACGAAUAAGUUCACGAGAGGUUUCCAAAACCUAAUUGACGCGUACGGUGUGGCAUCGUAUCGUGAAGUUAACCCAGCCCUUUAUACAAUCAUCACUUUUCCUUUCUUAUUUAGCGUCAUGUUCGGCGAUGCCGGCCAUGGUAUAAUUAUGACUUUGUUUGCCCUGUUUAUGAUACUGAAGGAGAAGAAAUUUAUGUCGCAGAAGUCGAAGUCGGAAAUUUGGAACAUAUUCUUUGCCGGUCGUUAUAUCGUACUUCUGAUGGGUAUAUUUUCUAUUUACACCGGCGUGAUCUACAACGACUUGUUCUCAAAGUCAAUGAACUUGUUCGGAAGUAGUUGGUCCAUACCGUACGAUACGCAAACAAUAAGAGAUUCUCAUUCUCUUCAAUUGGAUCCGGCCUUUGAAAGCAGUUAUAAACAAACGCCAUAUCCUAUGGGCGUGGAUCCAGUUUGGGCAUUAGCUCAGAACAAAAUUAUAUUCUUGAACUCCUACAAAAUGAAGCUGUCCAUCAUUUUUGGAGUUGUGCACAUGAUUUUUGGCGUCUGCAUGAGCGUCUGCAACAUUAUGUACUUCAAGAAGUAUCCAAGCUUAUUCCUCGAAUUCUUGCCGCAGUUACUUUUCCUUAUUGUGUUGUUCUUCUAUCUCGUGGUUUUGAUGUUUGUCAAAUGGGUCUUGUAUAGUGCUUCUGAAAGAGCCAGCCGUUUUGGUCCAAGAUGUGCUCCAUCCGUUUUGAUCACGUUCAUCAAUAUGAUACUGCAAGGUCAUACGAAAAUAGUAGACUGUGAUGAAUAUAUGUUCCCUGGUCAGGCCAUUAUUCAAUACGUCUGCAUUGGUAUUGCUAUAGUAUGUAUACCGGUGAUGCUCUUCGGAAAACCCGUUUACUUCCUGUUCGCAAAGAGGGUUAAAUUAGGAGGUAUAAUUCAUAGCAACGGAGCUACUCAGGACAUCGAGUUGCAGUCGGAUCCUACACAAACACUAACUUCAACCAGUGAAACGGCUGCAAGUGGUACUAAACAUGACGAAGAUUCAUUCGGAGAACUUAUGAUCCAUCAAAGCAUUCACACUAUAGAAUAUGUUCUUUCGACGAUAUCGCACACUGCCUCUUAUUUACGUUUGUGGGCCUUGUCGCUAGCCCACGGACAGUUGUCAGAAGUAUUGUGGUCUAUGGUUCUGAGACAAGGUCUCGGGGCUAAAGAGAACAAUUAUGUAUUCAGCAUAGUCUUAUUCUUUUCUUUCGCUGCCUGGGCGUUCUUCACCCUCGCUAUUUUGGUUAUGAUGGAGGGGUUGUCUGCUUUCCUUCAUACCCUCCGACUUCAUUGGGUGGAGUUUAUGAGCAAAUUCUACGAAGGCCAGGGCUAUCCUUUCCAACCAUUUUGUUUCAAGAGUAUUUUAGACGCAGAGGAAAGCGAAGAAUAGACAGUAUAUGGUCAGCAGCAAUAAUUCUAAAUAGACACGUAUGCUGUAUCAUGUGUGAACACUUCUUUCCGUUUUGUAAGGAAUUGGAAACUAUAAAUUGCGACACAAUGAAAAGGAAUUGAAAAGUUUCUUGAUAAGAUAUUUUCUAUCAAAUUGAAUGGUUAACUGAUUUGUGUAUUAAGUUUGUAUAAAAUAUUGUUCCUUCGUAAAAUCACGAGAUAAUACUGUUCAAUGUACGAAUAUAUCCUACAUUCGUCGACAAUGAUUCGACAGUUAUGUAAAUUAUGUAAUCAAAUUACAAAGUUAUUUUCCGAACAAGAAUAUAUUUACUGAACAAACAUAUUGAUUAAAAUAAAAACUAUUUUAUUUGAGAAAACUGACUUCGAAGUAGUGGUAAAUGUUUAUUUUUUGCAUCUUUCUGCGUUAGAAUGAAGGUUUGCAUGUAACUAUUUCAUUGAUACUAAUUUUACAAGCUUUACAGUGCUUUCGUUUGUUUUCAUCGUUCUCGAAACUUUUGUAAUCCUUUGCGCAUUUUUUCUUUCUCGUUUCAAAUCUUUGCAAUCUUCACAGUACCAUGCUACUUGUUUAUACACUCGUAUUAUUUUUUAACUGUGUUGUGUAGCGUUUCCAAUCUUUGUUAUAUAUACUGUUUUUAGAUUUUCGGUUUGAUUGUUUGUUUCUUCAUGUCUGCAUCUGACAAUGAAGUUAGUUUUUUCUAGUCCCUUCAAUUAUAACACAAUAAAUAUAUGCAUGUUUUAUUAUAUUCCGUAUCAUAUUCUUCCAUAUAUUUCGGUACUGUUUAAAAAUUUUCAUUAUUUCAAUUUCUACUUUCUUGUUUUUGCUUUUUUUUUACAAAAUUUGGUUGCGAUGUAUAUUUUAUACAUUUCUCUUCCAUAUUCCAGUUGCUCUAUCUCCUUUAUUCUCCAUAUUUGAAGCAUUUAAUAUUACAAUAAGAAAACUUGCAAAGAAUAUGAUUGACAUAUACAGACACAUACCAGCAUGUGUCAUAUCGGAAUUUGUGAGCACAAGACAUCAAAUUGUCUAAUCUUUAGAAAUUGAUUUAUUGUAUCGACUUUACGCUAGACUACCAAUUAAUACAUGUAUUUAUUUAUUCGGGCAUAUUUUGCAAUAAAAAUUGUACAAUGUCUUGAUAAGUGCGGUCUUGUUAUUUUUAAAAGGAAAUAUACAUUGAACGCUAUUAGAGCUAGGUAGUUCUAGAGUUCAUAGUAAUUAUAUAACAAACACCUGUCUAAUAUUACCUGUCCUACUUUGAAUUUCAUUAAAAUUGUAGUGUUAUGUUUCAGGUGGUACUCUUUUCUCUUUUGUCAAAUUUUCUAGUCUCUUCGUUAUAUAAGAUUUAGCUUUUAAAAACUCUUAAAUUGUCUAUCUUUCUUUGUAAUCUGGCAAUGUUUUAAAGUCCUAUUUUGAAGUCCUAUUUUGAAUGUCGCCAUUUUUCUUUUCCUUCUCUACUUCUACCUUAUCUGCUCUUUGUACAAGUCAGCAGCUUGGAAAUAUGACGUUUAGAUUGUUAUAUUAAUUGCUCAUAGAAUUUUGCUUAUUCUAAAAACUAGUUUUUCCCAAAAUUUCUUCAUCUUUUCAAAUAUUAUCGAUUGUUGUUCUUAGUAAUCUACUUACACUUGUACUUCUUACUUUUUUUGUUUUUAAAUUACUUAGUACAUAUUUACGUGUUUGUUUGUACUUUUUCUUCUUUCACGUGCAAACUUAUCUUCUUUUGUUCAGACGUCAUGUCUCUUUUUGUUUUUGAGUUUGAAUUCCUAGCAUCGAAUUUGUGAUAUGUAUAUUUGUGUUGGUAUACCAACUUCUUUUUGUUUUACUAGAUCUACAUUCUUCAACAGACAGUGCUUUUGUCCAUUCGGGCUUUAUCAAUUUACUUCGAAUAUCGAUCUUGUUAUUUUCAUUGUUGCUGCCCUUCCUCCUUUCUGUUUCGUCUCUUCCUGUCGUGCUUACUUGUUUUGAAUCAAAAAUUUGUUUUUAUUAUUUUUUGUGUUACCACUUUCUCUGACGUUAUGAAACCUUUUACAAACUUUCAAGUAACUCCACUAUAUGUACGAGAGUUUUAUAUUUUAAUUAUAUUGACAAUAUUUUCACUAAACAUAAUAAUUCACAUUAUUAGCGAUCUAUUUCAUCCUAUUUUAAUGAACCAAAUUGAAACAUUGUUCCAACGUCAGUUCUUUCCAGUUUAAAGGAACAAUAUUGCAUAAGUUAACCGAGUACCGAAACAUUUUCUGUUAAAUGUGUAUCACGAAUGUAUUAAUAUAUAAUAGCAAUGUAUAUAUAAUGUAAGGGAUGCUGGAAUACCUUCUUCGGAUGCACGAUAUAUUAUAACGUAUAAAAAUAUAUUAUACACUCUUUUGUUAACAAAAAGAAACAGGAAAUGUCGAAUAUGAGAAGGACGGAAUGUAAAUACGCUAUUGUUAAAGUACAAAUGGUUCCGAGUAGUCAACGUUAAGUAUUUCAUUCCUUAACAAAUAAGAAAAUGACGUUAGAAAUGUAUACAGUACUGGUCAAUUAUAUUACUAUAAUGUCAAGGAAGAAUGAUGCAAAUAUAUAUAAUUAUAUUUUAACAAA